This is a messenger RNA of Manihot esculenta (cassava), 1304 nucleotides long. RefSeq names its product probable fructokinase-4. The coding region runs from base 79 to 1074 and encodes 331 amino acids. The record is from RefSeq and is a predicted model, not a curated record. Lineage: Eukaryota; Viridiplantae; Streptophyta; Magnoliopsida; Malpighiales; Euphorbiaceae. Gene Ontology annotation, biological process: fructose metabolic process. Gene Ontology annotation, cellular component: cytosol. The transcript is spliced from 4 exons. Gene Ontology annotation, molecular function: fructokinase activity.
UUCUCUCAUUCUCCUCUACAAAAGCCUCUGUCUAGAACCCUUCAUUUUCUCUUACACCAAAGUCAAAAUCUUCUUCCAAUGGCGUCAGCGGUCUCCAAUGGCAGCUCAGGCUCUUCCCUCAUCGUCAGCUUCGGCGAGAUGCUGAUCGACUUUGUCCCCACCGUCUCCGGCGUGUCCCUAGCCGAGGCACCUGGUUUCUUGAAGGCACCGGGUGGUGCACCAGCCAACGUCGCAAUAGCCGUUGCUAGGCUCGGUGGGAAAUCUGCCUUCGUCGGUAAGCUAGGGGAUGACGAGUUCGGCCACAUGCUCGCUGGGAUCUUGAAGGAAAACGGCGUGAUCGGUAACGGUAUCAACUUUGACAAAGGAGCAAGGACUGCUUUGGCGUUCGUGACUCUACGCGCUGACGGAGAACGUGAAUUCAUGUUUUACCGUAAUCCUAGCGCUGACAUGCUCUUGAAACCUGAAGAGCUGAAUCUUGAACUCAUUAGAUCUGCCAAAGUUUUCCACUAUGGAUCAAUAAGCUUGAUAGUGGAGCCAUGCAGAUCAGCACAUCUCAAGGCAAUUGAAACGGCAAAGGACGCAGGAGCCCUGCUAUCCUAUGACCCAAAUCUGAGGCUGCCAUUGUGGCCUUCAGCUGCGGAGGCUCGUGAACAGAUAAUGAGCAUUUGGGACAAGGCAGAGGUGAUCAAAGUCAGCGAUGUUGAGCUUGAGUUCCUGACUGGAAGUGACAAAAUAGAUGAUGCUGAUGCCUUGUCACUUUGGCAUCCUAACUUGAAGCUUCUUUUGGUCACCCUUGGUGAGAAGGGUUGCAGAUAUUAUACCAAGAAUUUCCAUGGAUCAGUGGAAGCUUUCAAUGUCAAAACUGUGGAUACAACAGGUGCUGGCGAUUCAUUUAUCGGAGCUCUAUUAUGCAAGAUUGUGGAUGAUCGAUCUAUAAUUGAGGAUGAAGCAAGAUUAAGGGACGUGCUCAAGUUCGCAAAUGCAUGUGGAGCCAUUACAACCACCAAGAAAGGAGCUAUCCCUGCCCUUCCUACCGAGCAGGAAGUCCUCGCCCUAAUCAACGGCUCAAAAUAGACAAUUUCAAGUAAUAAUUGUGCCUUUUUAAUAUUCUCUUUUUGUUUGGGUAGCAAUUGCUUCCCAACUCAAAAUGAAAGUUCUCUUCUUGUCUCUCCAAAAUGUAACGCUGAAAGACUCUGCUUUAAGGUCUGCCCAAUAAACUUUUUGAUGUUGUGUAAAGGAAAAACUAAAUUUUUGAUAGACUAAAUAACUUCUUAUUUAUAUAUUAUAGCUUUUAGAUUCUACUA